Molecule: messenger RNA, 1515 nt
Organism: Exophiala aquamarina CBS 119918
Lineage: Eukaryota; Fungi; Ascomycota; Eurotiomycetes; Chaetothyriales; Herpotrichiellaceae
Product: betaine-aldehyde dehydrogenase
Exons: 1
Coding region: 1-1515 (504 amino acids)
Molecular function (GO): aldehyde dehydrogenase (NAD+) activity
Source: RefSeq, a predicted model, not a curated record
AUGACUGUUGCAUCUGAGACAAUGAUCCCAGAGAGGCAUACCUUUUAUGCCGGGAAACCACAACCAUCAUCGACGGCUUCAGCGACAUUCCAAGCUAUUGACCCUUCGACGGCGAAAUCUGUAUGUACGAUUCACGCAUCCUCCCAAUCAUCAAUUGAUGCUGCAAUCUCCGCUGCCCGCUCCGCAUUUCCCACUUGGUCCAGUACGCCGCCAAUCGAACGGUCACGGAUCCUCCUAAAGGCGGUCUCAUUACUUCGAGCCCGAAACGAUGAGCUCGCCAAAAUUGAGACUCUCGACACCGGCAAGGCGUUUUCAGAAACAUCGACAGUCGACAUCGUCACGGGCGCUGAUGUCCUCGAAUAUUUUGCCAACUUGAUCGCGUCAGGUGGUCUCAAUGGUGAAUCAUUCCGACUGAGAGACUCUGCCUGGGUCUACACUUCUAAGGAGCCUCUCGGAGUGUGUGCAGGCAUCGGCGCAUGGAACUAUCCCAUCCAGAUUGCGUUAUGGAAGUCCGCUCCCUGUCUCGCCGCCGGUAACACGAUGGUAUACAAGCCAUCGGAAGUGACUCCUCUCCACGCACAAUUUCUAGCCCAGAUCUACAAAGAGGCUGGCGUGCCAGAUGGGACUUUCAACGUGGUCUACGGCGCAGGUGACGUGGGUGGAUAUCUCACCAAGCACCCUGGGAUCGCAAAGGUCAGUUUCACGGGCCAGGUGUCCACAGGAAGAAAAGUCGCGGGCUCUGCUGCCGGCGAGAUGAAAUACGUGACGAUGGAGCUGGGAGGCAAGAGUCCCGUCAUCAUCCUGCCCGACGUCGACAUCGACCAGGCUGUGGAUGGAGCUCUGAUGGCCAAUUUCUUCAGCUCAGGCCAAGUCUGCACCAACGGAACCCGAGUCUUCGUCCCCAAGUCACUCAAACCCGCAUUCGAGAGCAAGCUGCUCGAGAAGAUGCAGUACGUCAAAGCCGGCGAUCUCGCCGACCCAACCACCAACUUCGGGCCACUGGUGAGCAAAGCCCACUACGAGAAAGUCCUGGGCUACAUCCGGCACGGCAUUUCCAAGGACAAGGCCAAACUGCUGUACGGCGGGCCUGAGAAGCCGGACAACUUGCCUGCAGGCCUUAAGAACGGAUACUGGGUGAAGCCGACGAUCUUCACCGACUGCACGGACGACAUGGCGAUCGUGAAGGAGGAGAUCUUCGGACCCGUCAUGUCGAUCCUGACAUAUAGCUCGGUCGACGAGGUGGUGCAGCGUGCGAACAAUACUGAGCUGGGUCUCGCUGCCGGCGUCUUUGGGAGGGAUAUCAAUGCGUGUCACCGCGUCAUCAAGCAGCUCGAGGCGGGUAUUACCUGGGUCAACACGUGGGGCGAGAGUCCUGCGGAAAUGGCUGUUGGUGGGUGGAAGCAGAGCGGUGUUGGUGUUGAGAAUGGAAGGAGAGGAAUCGAGGCUUGGCUCCGUAACAAGAGCACGCUGGUCGAGAUGGGCGGUGCCGUUCCUACUGUCUUUGCAAAGUUGUGA